AUGGUCAGCACGAGGCGGAGAUCGUACUCGUCAGAGGACAGCGACGAAGGCGAUGCGAACCAGACUGCCGAGAUCCGCGAAGUCAUGGGCUUACCCAGGCAGACAAGAGCCGAUCCGAGCGUCAUCAGACAGUUCUGGGCCAGAUGGACUGCCUGGCUCUACUUUUACACUUUUGCCAAACCGGGCGAGACGCUUGCGCACAGUCUGUCACUCGGCGCUUUUCGAGGCUGGCUCGCGCUGUCUGAGUCUUGGGAUGAAGAGACCGGUCAAGGUCAAUGCGAGUUGGGUCAUCUGGCCAUUGCACCCGUAGGGCAAGGAGGGAUACUAGCGGGAGAGGAAGCGAUAGAGUGUCAGCUGCACGCUUACUUGCAGAUCGGGAAACGAUACUAUCUUAUGCAUCAAGACGGCACUCAGAGAAAUUUCACAGUCUACUUCAGGCAGAAUCCGACGGGCUCUUGCUCCUUCUGCGAGACACUCAGCUGUGUCAAGGUCAUCUCUUGA
Mixia osmundae IAM 14324 is the source of this 501-nucleotide messenger RNA. RefSeq lists its product as uncharacterized. Lineage: Eukaryota; Fungi; Basidiomycota; Mixiomycetes; Mixiales; Mixiaceae. The record is from RefSeq and is a predicted model, not a curated record. The coding region runs from base 1 to 501 and encodes 166 amino acids. The transcript has a single exon.